AUGAAGCUUGGAACGGCGCUGGCGUACAUUUUUGGCAUCGCUGCCAUGGCAACUGCAUACACAAGAGACGGCUUUAAAAGUACAGCAAGACCUUUCACAAUAAGACCAAAAGUCAACAGAAGUGUGUCAGAGGAUAGCGACGAGAAACUCAACGCCAAGCGAGAUACUCGUUCCGCAGGUGGGUUCCCUCAAGAACUGAAGUAUGUAAUUACAUUUGACGGAAAAAGUGACUCAGAGCUUCACCUUGUUCGAGAUCAUUCUCAUGUGCUACCUCCGGGUUUCCAGCAGGACCUUGCGGGAAGGUUUUAUCGAAAGCCUAUAACAAAUGAUCUGAAUGUUGCGUUUUAUAAAGAUCUGAAUGGGCAUGGACUAUUUGCCUGUCAGCGACAAAAGUCAGCACUGGAAGAAUUUGAAUGUGGGUUUUCUGCAAUGUUAGAUAUAGGAGAAGAGACAUGUUACAUUGGUCUAGGGGCUUCACACGCAGAUUGUUCAGCAAAGACUGAUGGACCAUUUGAAACAUUACUGGAACCAAUUAAAGAAAUCACACUCGGAAAUGAAGCAGUCAGAAAUAAAAGAAGUAUAUUACCUGCCAGAGGUUUUAAAAUUGUUGAAGUCGCUUAUCUUCCUGACGCCAAAUUUACUGAUCUGUUUUACCGUAGACAUCCUGGAGAUAUUGCCGCAGCGGAGGCGGAAAUGCUGAUAUUUGGCACACUUCUCACAAAUGAGAUAAAUAUGUACUAUUCGACAUUAAAAGAAACAUCAAAUGGUGAUCUAGAUAUUCAAGUAUAUCCCACAGCCGUUGCAAUUCCAGGGUACAAAAAGAACUUUCCCUGGUCAGAGAACUAUAACGACGGAACAAGCCUCUCUGCUACAGACGAUAUGAAAGAAAAUCUAGAAUACAUUAUAAAUGACAGUGGUUUUAUUUCUGAGAGGUUUGACUUUGUCUUCGCUCUCACAGGGUUCAAUCUAAAAGACUCUCAGACUGGCAGUCCUAUCGUUUCAUUAACAUACCUUAGAACGAUUUGCACGAACUCCCGGGAAAAGUAUGCAGUCACAGAAUUUACAUCAUGGAACUUACCGCGAGUUCUGGCGCACGAGCUUGGACAUGCUUUGGGAGCUGAGCACGACGACGACAGUUCCUGUCCCAGUGGUGUGAAUCUUAUGUCACUGUAUCUGUUCGCUCCGAACUCAACCACCAAAGACACGUACUACUACUUCUCCACGUGCAGUGUGGACGAUAUCAGCGCACAUCUAAACAGCCUCGCUUUCAUAGAAGCUCUUACUUAUCCACCUCGCUACCAGUAUAUCGUGCGCAUGGAUUAA
Mercenaria mercenaria is the source of this 1323-nucleotide messenger RNA. Its product is annotated as A disintegrin and metalloproteinase with thrombospondin motifs adt-1-like. Lineage: Eukaryota; Metazoa; Mollusca; Bivalvia; Venerida; Veneridae. Gene Ontology annotation, molecular function: metalloendopeptidase activity. Gene Ontology annotation, biological process: proteolysis. Bases 1 to 1323 code for a protein of 440 amino acids. The transcript is spliced from 12 exons. The record is from RefSeq and is a predicted model, not a curated record.